CUGACCGCCUCAGAAAAACAAGAAAUGGAGGAAAUUUAUGUCAAUGCUGAAUAUUUCAAAUAUGACAACCCAAUACCUUCAACAAUAAAUCGCAAGGGUCCAAGAAGCUCUAAGAGAAGUUUCUAUUCAGGUGUUACUCUCUCUCUGGGACUGCUGAGUGUUCUCCUGCUGAUUGGACUCAUCACCCUUGGGGUCUACUUGCAUGAUUCGACCGCAAGUCUCUCUGCCACGAGUAGCAAACUUUCCUCCAUGACUGAGGAGAGAGACCAUCUGAAGGCAAAUCUUUUCGCUAUGAGGAACAAUCUUUCUGCCGUGACUGAGGAGAGAGACAAUCUGAUGGCAAAUCUUUCCGCUAUGAGGAACAAUCUUUCCUCCAUGACUGAGGAGAGAGACCAUCUGAAUGCCCGUCUAACUGAAAAGACCAAAGAGCUGGAAAGACUUCAGAGUUUGUCCAAACAGAACAAAGCAUGUCCUGCAGGAUGGAGGAAGCUCAGCUGUAGUUGUUAUCUCCUGUCUGAAAGGUCUGAUUCCUGGGAUGCAGCCAGAAAGGACUGCAGAGACAGAGAAGCAGAUCUGGUGGUGAUAGACAGCUCUGAAGAACAGAUGUUCCUCGCGACGGUCACCAAGGGUAACUCUUGGAUUGGUUUGAAUGACAAAGAACAGGAAGGACAGUGGAAAUGGGUGGAUGGAACUCCACUGAUCUUGUCGAACUGGAUGACAAAUGAACCCAAUAAUGUAGGCGAUGAAGAUUAUCCACAGUGGGGUGAAGAAGACUGCGCUCAUGACAGAGGGAUCAGGUUGUGGAAUGAUAUUUCAUGUUCAGCUUCUUUUAAGUGGAUCUGUGAAAAAAUGCCAUAA
Archocentrus centrarchus (flier cichlid) is the source of this 858-nucleotide messenger RNA. RefSeq names its product CD209 antigen-like protein C. The record is from RefSeq and is a predicted model, not a curated record. Bases 25 to 858 code for a protein of 277 amino acids. The transcript has 7 exons. Lineage: Eukaryota; Metazoa; Chordata; Actinopteri; Cichliformes; Cichlidae.